Molecule: messenger RNA, 459 nt
Organism: Tribolium madens (black flour beetle)
Lineage: Eukaryota; Metazoa; Arthropoda; Insecta; Coleoptera; Tenebrionidae
Exons: 4
Coding region: 59-457 (132 amino acids)
Biological process (GO): detection of chemical stimulus involved in sensory perception of smell; sensory perception of smell
Cellular component (GO): plasma membrane
Molecular function (GO): olfactory receptor activity; odorant binding
Source: RefSeq, a predicted model, not a curated record
GUUCUAUUACUAACUUUCAAAUUUCUGCCAUUAUGUUUUUAGUUUGCAUGUUAAAAAGAUGCAAGAAACUCAAACAAUAAUCGUUACAUUUACUCUUAGUACUGUUUUUGUAGGUAUCGGUAUUGCUUUUUUCAUUGUUUCGGACAAUUUUACAUCAGAGUGUUAUUUUCGUAUGACUGUAACUUUUCUCGCUGGGAUGACUACAUUUAUGGCUGCCAUGUGGACCGGUCAAUUAUUGGAAUCAAACUGGGACGAAAUUACUAUGGUUCUCAAAGAAGUAAAAUGGUACAAUUUUAAUCAUUCCAAUAAGAAACUUUAUUUAUUUUUUUUAACAACGAUGAUGAAAAAACGUAAAAUACAACUCACCGAAAAUUAUUCCGUUAACUAUCAACUAGGAUUAGCCGUUGUUAGAGGAGUUUAUUCAGUUAUAUCGGUUGUCCUAAAUAAACGUGCAUAAAA